Pichia membranifaciens NRRL Y-2026 is the source of this 833-nucleotide messenger RNA. RefSeq lists its product as hypothetical. The transcript has a single exon. Gene Ontology annotation, cellular component: intracellular membrane-bounded organelle; membrane. Bases 265 to 627 code for a protein of 120 amino acids. The record is from RefSeq and is a predicted model, not a curated record. Gene Ontology annotation, molecular function: heme binding. Lineage: Eukaryota; Fungi; Ascomycota; Pichiomycetes; Pichiales; Pichiaceae.
CGUCUGCAGAAGCCCGCCUGCCGCAAAAGAUUGCUUGAUCGAGACUGGCUUUCCAAAGCUGGCGAAUCGCGCCCGCCGCGAGUGUCAUGGCGCGAUGAUGGAGACGAGGAGCUUCUCUCUGGGGUCUGGGGCGGUGAUAGCAAGAUAAAACGUCUGUCGUUUCUUGAUCUGGGAGGGACGACGGCGGCAGGCUGGGAGGGUGGUGGUGGAGGUGUCUCCCAGGCUCCGCACAACCGUCCAUCCACACACACGCACCUGUCCGCCAUGUCCAAGACUUUCACUGCAGAAGAAGUGUCCCAGCACAACACCAGAGACGACCUCUGGAUCAUCUACAACAACAAGGUCUACGACGUGACCCAGUACCUCGACGAGCACCCCGGCGGAGAGGAGGUCAUCCUCGACUGCGCAGGCAGCGACUCCACGGAACCGUUCGACGACAUCGGCCACUCGGAGGACGCCCACGAGCUUCUUGCCGGCCUGUGCAUCGGCGAGCUCACCGGCGGCUUGAAGAAGAAGACCAAGGACGCCGGCGCCUCCGGCGCCGGCUCCAGCGACUCCACGCUCCCGCUCGUCGGCCUCGCAGUCCUCAUUCUCGCCAUCGUCGCCUACUUCGUCCUCAACAAGUAGGCGCCGUGUCUCUCUCCUCCUCUAUAUCAUUCUGAACAGAACCUACACUAAUACUCCACACGCCGUCUGCCCAUUGACUGGGCGCCGGCGUCUCUCCAGCACGGCCCCACGGGGCCCCUGUUCCCGGGCGUCCCCUCUCUCUUUCUGUAUUCCUCCGUACUCGUAUAGCAAGCUAGAUAGAUAGACAACACAGCUCCUGAAACAGC